Notolabrus celidotus (New Zealand spotty) is the source of this 1003-nucleotide messenger RNA. RefSeq names its product heat shock protein beta-11-like. Lineage: Eukaryota; Metazoa; Chordata; Actinopteri; Labriformes; Labridae. The transcript has a single exon. The coding region runs from base 212 to 853 and encodes 213 amino acids. Gene Ontology annotation, molecular function: protein folding chaperone. Gene Ontology annotation, biological process: response to heat; protein refolding. The record is from RefSeq and is a predicted model, not a curated record.
GGCAUGUGGCAGCCGGCUGCAGGAAUACCAGCAGGGCUGCAUUUAGACUGUGAGCACACACACACACACAAAUGCCACUGGAAGUUUUCCGAGGGGUCUGUGUGUAUAUAAGUAGCUGAGAGGAGCUCUUCUGACAGACCAACAGACUCCAGGCUGAAGUUGCUGAUCUGAAACCAGAACCUCCUCCACCUCCUCCUCCUCCUCUGUCAGGAUGUUGUGUCCCAGCACUUUCCAGCCAUCCCCCAUUGCCAUGAGCCCUUUCCUGGACUUCCACUGGCCGGUUCGCAGCCUGUGGCCUGAGACCCGGCCGCUGUUCUUCCAGCUGGAGCAGGAAAUGAUCCGUCACAUGCAGGAGAUGAGGCAGAGCAUGGAGUUCAUGGAGCGGCUACACCAGAAGAUCUUUGAGGAGAUAGACCACUCCCCUUCCUCUGUUGGUUUUUUUAAGCCCAUCACCUUCCAGGAGCUGGGGAAGGACAUGGGCAACUUUGCCCUCAGUUUGGACACGCAGGAGUUCUCCCCGCAGGAGCUGUCAGUCAAACAGGUGGGCAGGAAGCUGAGGGUGAGCGGCCGCACAGAGAAGAAGAAGGAGGACGAGAAGGGCUCGUACUCUUACAGGUGUCAGGAGUUCAGGCAGGAGUUUGACCUGCCGGAUGGCGUCGAGCCUGAGGCCGUCACCUGCUCCCUGGUAGGAGGCAGACUGCAGAUCCAGGCGCCACGGGAGAAACCAGUGCAUGAUGGGAAGGAGAGAAUCAUCCCCAUUAACCUCACCUCAGUCCCCGCCAUCACCUCCUCCGGCGAAGGGGCGGAGGGAAGCUCCACCUCCUCUUCAGACAGCUGCAAUACUAAAAACUGAUCCCACAUGGAGUGAACCAUCUCAUCUAUUCACCCAUCUCUGUAGUUUCAGUGUUUCUGUAUCUGAAGGACGAAGGGAACAUGACGCUGAUAUUCUUGACUCGCACUUUAUUUAUAGCUCUUUAUAAUAAACUUAUCUGUGAUGUUUGAA